Molecule: messenger RNA, 1047 nt
Organism: Prorocentrum cordatum
Lineage: Eukaryota; Dinophyceae; Prorocentrales; Prorocentraceae
Source: the annotation of a GenBank genome assembly
AUGGCAAAACUUCGGGGAGACGCAGCAGAGGCAGUUGGAGGCCGCGCUGGUGUCCGGGAGGCACGCGCUGGAGCUGCACUCUGGGCUGACGAGGUACAACAUCGACCUGAGGCAGAUGGUCCAGGUCAACCCCUCCACGGGCACGAGGCGGCAGGUGCGGGCUCCGCCCGCCGCACUCGAGGAGAGCUGCGACUCGCCCCCGCGGGAAGGGACCCCGACGCUGCCGCCGAGAAGCUCACCGCCCUUCUGCGCGGCAGCGAGGAGCGGCCGGCGCCCCUGGUGCUCCGGGUGCGCGCGGCGGGGGCUGCCAUCCCCUCGGCCGUGGGAGCGGCGCUGGCCGCCCAGGCCCAGGGCGCGGGCACCCUGCACGCCGUGCAGACCGGCCUCGCCGCCGCCCGCGGCGGGGCGCGGGCCGGCCCCGAGGUGGUCCUCCAGCUGCGGAGCACGGAGGCCGCGCGGCGGGCGAGGGCCGCGCGGUGGCGGUCGAUCGUCGACGGCGCCGCCGCCGCCGAGGGGGCCGCGAUGCCAAAGCCCAACCUGCUGCGGCUGAUGAAGGACUUCAGGCUCGUGGAGAGGGCGCUCCGGGAGCAGUCGCCAGUCCCCUCGUGCGGGCUGGUACAUUGCGAGCCGAUCGAGGACAGCCUGCUGGACUGGGAAGUCGGCAUGCGCUUCCCAGACGACUCGGUCUUGCAGAGGGGGCUCCAGCACCUGGCCGACCUGGGCCGGGACGCGGAGACCCACCUGACGCUGCGGGUCCGGUUCCCGCUCGGCUACCCGGCCAGCCCCCCAGAGGUGUGGGUGCAGCGCCCUCGACUCAUCCACAGGUCAGCGCCAGUCACCUUCGGAGGGAAAAUGUGCAACGAGCUCCUGUCCGUGGCAGGUUGGCGUCCAGAGUCCACGGCGUUGCAGGUGCUCGAGGGGGUCCAGCUGGGCUUCCUCUCGAGCGACACGCAGGUGGACUGCUCGGUGCCAUGGCGCGUGCCGUACCUGCGACCGCACCCGGUGCUGGAGCGGCUGAAGACCGAGCUGAUCUCGACGGAGAAUUAA